Messenger RNA from Equus quagga, 7481 nucleotides. It is a transcript of the gene AFDN, whose product is annotated as afadin, adherens junction formation factor. Gene Ontology annotation, molecular function: cell adhesion molecule binding. The transcript has 33 exons. Lineage: Eukaryota; Metazoa; Chordata; Mammalia; Perissodactyla; Equidae. Bases 96 to 5678 code for a protein of 1860 amino acids. The record is from RefSeq and is a predicted model, not a curated record. Gene Ontology annotation, biological process: regulation of protein localization; signal transduction. Gene Ontology annotation, cellular component: adherens junction.
GGGGAGCUGGCGUGGGGAUUACCUGUUUGAAGUUAGCGUUGCUUUGCUCCAGGCUAGGAAAUGGAUUUCAAGAAAAUGCUGAAGACGCCAGAAGAAUGGAUUUGGAGUUCCAUGGAGUGAUGAGAUUUUAUUUUCAAGAUAAAGCUGCUGGAAACUUUGCGACAAAGUGUAUCCGGGUCUCUAGUACGGCCACCACUCAAGACGUCAUCGAGACGCUCGCAGAGAAGUUCCGGCCUGACAUGCGAAUGCUGUCUUCUCCCAAGUACUCGCUCUAUGAGGUGCAUGUCAGCGGAGAAAGAAGAUUGGAUGUAGAUGAGAAACCCCUAGUUGUACAGUUGAAUUGGAAUAAAGAUGAUCGAGAGGGCCGAUUUGUCCUUAAGAAUGAGAACGACGCCUUUCCUCCUAAGGCUCAAAGUAACGGACCUGAGAAGCAGGAGAAAGAAGGUGUCAUCCAGAACUUCAAGAGAACUCUCUCAAAGAAGGAGAAGAAGGAGAAAAAGAAGAGAGAAAAAGAAGCAAUGAGACAGGCGUCUGAUAAAGAUGAUAGACCUUUCCAAGGGGAUGACAUUGAGAAUUCUCGACUGGCUGCCGAGGUUUACAAAGACAUGCCUGAAACCAGCUUCACCCGGACUAUUUCCAAUCCCGAGGUGGUUAUGAAACGGCGGAGGCAGCAAAAACUGGAGAAGAGAAUGCAGGAAUUUCGGAGCUCAGAUGGGCGACCUGAUUCGGGUGGAACACUGAGAAUUUAUGCAGAUAGUUUAAAACCAAAUAUCCCCUACAAGACAAUCCUGCUGUCUACUACAGACCCUGCAGACUUCGCAGUAGCUGAAGCUCUGGAGAAGUAUGGUCUGGAAAAAGAAAACCCGCAGGAUUACUGCAUUGCCCGCGUCAUGCUUCCUCCUGGAGCCCAGCAUUCUGAUGACAAAGGCGCUAAAGAAGUCAUCCUGGAUGAGGAUGAGUGUCCUUUACAGAUCUUCAGGGAGUGGCCGGGUGACAAAGGGAGUUUGGUCUUUCAGUUGAAGAGGAGGCCCCCGGAUUACAUCCCAAAGAAAAGUAAGAAGCACGGCGACGGGAAGCUGGCGAAGGGGAAGGAGAGGGCGGACGCGGCCGGCUACGGCUCUGCGCUGCCGCCCGACAAGCUGCCCUACCUCGUGGAGCUGAGCCCGGACGGUUCUGACUCCAGAGAUAAGCCCAAGCUUUACCGCCUUCAGUUAAGCGUGACUGAGGUCGGGACGGACAAGCUGGAUGACAGCUCCAUCCAGUUGUUUGGUUCAGGAAUUCAGCCCCAUCACUGUGACCUCACGAACAUGGACGGAGUUGUCACCGUCACUCCGAGAAGCAUGGAUGCAGAGACCUACGUGGAAGGACAGCGCAUCUCAGAGACGACCGUGCUGCAGAGUGGGAUGAAGGUGCAGUUUGGGGCAUCCCACGUGUUCAAGUUUGUGGACCCCAGCCAGGACCACGCGCUUGCCAAGAGAUCCGUGGACGGAGGCCUCACAGUGAAGGGUCCCAGACAUAAGCCUGGAGUUGUUCAGGAGACGACUUUUGACUUAGGAGGAGAUGUUCACAGUGGAACAGCAUUGCCAACGAGCAAGAGCGCCACGAGACUGGACAGUGACAGAGUGCCGUCUGCCUCCAGCACAGCCGAGCGAGGGAUGGUGAAGCCAAUGGUCAGAGAACAGCAGCAGGAUUACCGCCGGCAGGACAACAGAACUCAGGAUCUUCCUGGGCCUGAGCUCAUAUUGCCUGCAAGCAUUGAAUUCAGGGAGAGUGCUGAAGAUUCAUUUUUAUCUGCCAUUAUCAAUUACACGAAUAGCUCUACAGUCCACUUUAAGCUGUCCCCUACAUACGUGUUAUACAUGGCCUGUCGGUAUGUAUUGUCGAGCCAGUACAGGCCCGACGUCAGUCCCACGGAGCGGACGCACAAGGUGAUUGCGAUCGUCAACAAGAUGGUGAGCAUGAUGGAAGGGGUGAUCCAGAAACAGAAGAACAUUGCAGGGGCUCUUGCCUUCUGGAUGGCAAACGCCUCUGAGCUUCUCAACUUCAUCAAGCAGGACCGAGAUCUCAGUCGAAUCACAUUGGAUGCCCAAGAUGUUUUAGCACACUUGGUUCAAAUGGCGUUUAAAUAUCUGGUUCACUGUCUUCAAUCAGAACUGAAUAAUUAUAUGCCAGCCUUUCUGGAUGACCCGGAAGAGAACAGUCUGCAAAGACCGAAAAUAGACGAUGUCCUGCACACACUCACGGGCGCCAUGUCUCUGCUGCGACGCUGCAGAGUGAACGCCGCACUGACCAUCCAGCUCUUCUCUCAGCUCUUCCACUUCAUCAACAUGUGGCUGUUCAACAGACUGGUGACGGACCCCGAGUCGGGACUGUGCUCCCACUACUGGGGGGCGAUCAUCCGCCAGCAGCUGGGGCAUGUUGAGGCGUGGGCAGAGAAGCAGGGCCUGGAGUUGGCCGCCGACUGUCACCUCAGCAGGAUAGUGCAGGCAACCACUUUGCUCACGAUGGAUAAGUAUGCACCUGAGGACAUCCCCAACAUAAACAGCACCUGCUUCAAGUUAAAUUCCCUGCAGCUUCAAGCCUUGUUGCAGAAUUAUCACUGUGCGCCCGACGAGCCCUUCAUCCCAGCGGAUCUGAUAGGAAGCGUAGUGGCUGUGGCCGAGAACACGGCUGACGAGCUGGCGCGCAGUGAUGGCAGGCAGGUGCAGCUGGAAGAGGAUCCUGACCUGCAGCUGCCUUUCCUUCUGCCAGAAGAUGGCUAUUCUUGUGAUGUCGUCAGAAACAUGCCAAACGGUUUACAAGAGUUUUUAGACCCUCUGUGCCAGAGAGGAUUUUGCAGGUUAAUUCCUCAUGCACGUUCACCAGGUACCUGGACAAUAUAUUUUGAAGGUGCGGAUUAUGAAAGUCACCUCAUGCGUGAGAACACAGAACUGGCUCAGCCUCUGAGGAAGGAACCGGAAAUAAUCACCGUGACGCUGAAGAAGCAGAAUGGGAUGGGCCUCAGCAUCGUCGCAGCAAAGGGCGCCGGGCAGGAUAAACUCGGAAUCUACGUCAAGUCUGUCGUGAAAGGAGGUGCUGCGGAUGUGGAUGGACGACUGGCCGCUGGUGACCAGCUGCUCAGUGUGGAUGGACGAAGUCUGGUAGGACUCUCUCAAGAAAGGGCAGCAGAACUCAUGACAAGAACAAGUUCCGUGGUGACACUGGAAGUAGCAAAGCAAGGAGCGAUUUAUCACGGUCUUGCUACCCUGCUCAAUCAGCCAUCCCCGAUGAUGCAAAGAAUUUCAGAUCGCCGUGGCUCAGGUAAACCCCGACCAAAGAGCGAAGGUUUUGAGCUCUACAAUAAUUCAGCUCAGAAUGGGUCACCGGAGAGCCCGCAGCUGCCGUGGGCAGAAUACAGUGAACCAAAGAAACUGCCCGGCGACGACAGGCUGAUGAAGAAUCGAGCUGAUCACCGCUCCAGCCCCAACGUAGCAAAUCAGCCUCCUAGUCCUGGAGGGAAAAGUGCGUACGCCCCUGGAACGACGGCCAAGAUCACGUCUGUCUCUACUGGAAACCUCUGCACUGAGGAGCAGACUCCUCCCCCCAGACCUGAAGCCUACCCCAUCCCCACUCAGACGUACACCAGAGAGUAUUUCACCUUCCCGGCCUCCAAGUCCCAGGACCGGAUGGCUCCUCCUCAAAACCAGUGGCCAAGUUACGAGGAAAAGCCACACUUGCACACAGACAGCAGUCAUUCCAGUGCCGCAAUUCAGCGUGUUACCCGUUCCCAGGAGGAACUCCGGGAAGAGAAAGCUUAUCAGCUGGAGCGGCAUCGAAUAGAGGCGGUUAUGGAUCACAAGUCUGAUAGUGAUAUGUGGAUAAAUCAGAGUUCCUCACUGGGCUCCAGUGCAUCCAGCCAAGAGCACCUGGACCACUCCUCCAAGGCAGGCACCCCUGCUUCCACUCUGACCAAAAGUGGCCCUGGGCGCUGGAAGACGCCAGCGGCUGUGCCGCCCAUGCCCGUGGCUGUCUCCCAGCCUAUUCGAACAGACCUGCCCCCACCACCCCCUCCGCCUCCCGCCCACUAUGCCAGUGAGUUUGACGGAAUCCCCAUGGAUUUGCCUCUCCCACCCCCUCCUUCUGCCAGCCAGUUAGGACCUCAGUCUGCCCAGGUGGCUGCUGCAGAGCGGAAGAAGAGAGAAGAGCAUCAGCGGUGGUAUGAGAAGGAAAAGGCCCGUCUAGAGGAGGAGCGGGAGAGAAAGCGAAGGGAGCAGGAGAGAAAGCUGGGCCAGAUGCGCACCCAGGCUCUGAACCCCGCUCAGUUUCCUCCUGCGGCUGUCCAGCAGAUGAAGCCGGAAAAGCCCUCCACGCUCCAGAGGCCCCAGGAGACCGUCAUUCGGGAGCUGCAGCCCCAGCAGCAGCCCCGCACGAUUGAGCGCAGAGACUUGCAGUACAUCACCGUCAGCAGAGAGGAGCUCUCCUCGGGGGACAGUCUCUCUCCAGACCCGUGGAAGCGGGACGCCAAGGAGAAGCUUGAGAAGCAGCAGCAGAUGCACAUUGUGGAUAUGCUGAGCAAGGAGAUCCAGGAACUCCAGGGCAAGCCGGACCGCACCGCGGAGGAGAACGACCGCCUGCGGAAGCUCAUGCUGGAGUGGCAGUUCCAGAAGAGGCUCCAGGAGUCGAAGCAGAAGGACGAGGACGAUGAGGAAGAGGAAGACGACGAUGUGGAUACCAUGCUGAUCAUGCAGCGCCUUGAGGCCGAGCGAAGAGCAAGGCAGACUGCUCUGCCAGCAAUCUCUGUUCUAGAUUUGUUACAGGAUGAGGAGCGGAGACGGCAGCAGCAGCUAGAAGAGAUGCGUAAACGGGAAGCAGAAGACCGAGCCAGACAGGAGGAAGAGCGGCGCCAGCAGGAGGAGGAGCGAGUCAGACGGGAUGCCGAGGAAAAGAGGCGACAGGAAGAAGGGUAUUACAGCCGCCUGGAAGCCGAAAGGCGCAGACAGCACGACGAGGCCGAGCGCAGGCUGCUGGAGCCCGAGGAGCCGGGGCUGGGCCGGCCCCCCCUGCCGCGCGGCUACGAGCCGCCGCCCCCGUCCCCCCCGGCCGGCGCGCCCCCGCCCCCGCCGCAGCGCGGCGCCUCCUUCCUGCAGGCGCAGGCGCUGUCCCCCGACGCCCUGUACACCGCCAAGCUGGUCGCCUACGGCGAGGAGGAGGCGGAGGACGGCAGCCUAGCAGGUCAGCACCGGGGGGCCGGCACGAGCAAGUCUCCCGGGGCCCUGCCUCCCGCCGCGCCUCCGCCGCAGCCCCCGCGCCGGCCGCGCCCGGCCUCCGAUGGCAUCUUUCUCUCCAACUCAUUCCAGCCGCCCUCGGCCAGCGCCAACAGUACUGCUCACGAAGCAGGCCAGCCCCCGCCCCCUCCAAAAAAGCCAGGCGUCCGCCCGCCCAGCCACUCCCGGGGUCGAGGACCAAACUCUUACACGGGAUCUGCUGUGACAGCCCUCGGUGCCCAUGAUGCUCAUCGGGAUUCAAGAGAGAGACUGUCCAAAAGCCAAGACGCAGAUGCACCUGGAGGUUCUGGGGCCCCUGAAAACUUGACCUUCAAAGAACGCCAGCGCCUCUUUUCACAAGGUCAGGAUGUGUCCAAUAGAGUCAAAGCGUCUCGGAAGUUGACAGAGCUGGAGAACGAGCUGAACACCAAAUGAGGAGGGGGGCACCGCGGGCAGGGCUUGGAGACGGGAGAGGAGGCUGCGUCCCCAGGUCCCCACCGCUGCCUCCACAAUGUCGGGUCGGAGACGUUCCAGUUCCAAGGAAUUCUAUUUUAUUUUGCCGAGAGAUUGUCCUUUCUACAAUUUAAAUACUAAUUUCCUAAGUCUCUGACUCACAUAAAGGUAACUUUUUUUUAGUUUCUUUUCUGGAGUCUGAGUUUGAAAGGGGACAGAAUGAAGGGCCGUAGAAGAUAAUGAAAUGUUUCUCCUCCCGUCUCUUCCCCAAGGAGCACAAAGAAGUUUCAUUUCUGUUCUUUCUCAAAGACUUUCUUUUAGCUCACGCAGAAUAGCUUGAACCACCCAGACUAUCGUUUGCACUAUUUAGUAGCAACUGCACACUGUUCUCGGGACGAGUCAGGUCUCGCCUCCCCGGGGAGAGGGCUCGCCAGCACGUGCCGUCUGUACGUCGAGCGCAGCCCACGUGGCAGCCCCUCUGGUCUCUGCGUGGUCACGACGCAGGAGGACGAUGCGCACCAGAGACUUUGCUCCAUCUCAUUCCUUGCAGGUACACGCCCGCCUGAUCAAUGCUAAACGUGUGAUUGGAAAGAAUUUCUCCAAGAAGAAAAUGUUGAGGAUUUAAACUUAGGAAAUUUUAUUUUUAUAAAUAUCAGAUUAUUGUUAGACUAAUAAAUCAUUGGUGAUUUUGAAGAUGGCAGUUAAGUUAGAAAGUUAACUAAAUAUUUCAGGUAUUCCAAGGGAAUCUGUGAAAGAGGAUGUCCUUAGUCACACGGUGUUGCUGUGAAUAGGAACGAAAAUACCUGAGAGGAACCGAGAUUAGCAGCUGACACUCCAGCACAGCUGUUGUUAGAGGUUUUAAAUUUGCAGCACUAGAUUUCCCUUGGUAUGCUGUCAGGGAGCGGAAGGGUUCAACUGCAUAUGACAUCUGUAAUUUAAAUAUUGUAAGAAUAACUCAUGGCAGUUCAAGCUAUUUUUUUACACUCUAAUAGAGUUAUUUAAUUUUCAUUGUUGAAUUAUCAGUCACACUGUCAUUUCUUCAGCUAUGGCUAUGUAGCUGACGUUGGGGAGAUGGACCUCACUUUGUUUAUGUUGUGAUGUUAAAAUGGUAAAUUACUUUGUGAUUACGAGCACAUUUUCUAUUUGACAAAGCCCUGCUGUGGGGUCUGGGUGAUUUUCCUGUACCGUAUUGUUCUCUUACAGAUGUGUAUGUUCAGAGAACGUACACACUUUGAAACAGAAGAGGGAGAGGCUUUCUGGCCUUACGAUCACUUUAAUGAGAGUUGUAUGAGGAAUCAUUAAAAUGCGAGUGUAAAUAUUUUUGUGUCAAUCAGGGUUCUUAUUUGGAAGUGUGCUUUUACUGUUUCCCGUGUUUAAGUAAGAGUAAAAUGCAAGGAAGGACCGGCGUGCUGGCUCCACGCACGCGGCAAAGUGGGCUCCUCCCCGAGGCCUGGAGAGCGCUGGCCGCCUGGUGGGAUGCGGCCCACCCCUUCUUUACGGAAAAAGAUGCAGGAGAACAACUCUCCUGUUAAUAUGUGGAAAACAACAAAUACACAUACGUCCGCGCAAACGCAUGUAAAUAGCUACAUCCAGGGACGUUUGUGUGUGUGCCUGUGAGCCCGUAACAGGAGGAUUUGGCCGUCCUUAGAUGAGGUCAAAUGUGAAUACAUGGGAAGUGCUUUUCCUGCCUGUGCGUCACUGUGGAAAACGUCACAACUGCUGUAGUGUCCCUUUCUACUGUAUUUCAUUUGCAGCCUAUUUUUAAUAAACUUUGUAUGUAUUUAA